GGGUUUGUCUCAUUAUCAUUACAUUUUUCAUUGUUUCCAUAAGAAAUUCGAAUUAAUACAAAUUCCAAGUGUCUCAUCUUCCUGCUGCUGCACUAUUUCCAUGACACGAUAAUUUUAUUUUGAGGUCAUUCGUUUCGACACGAAUUCUUCCGAACGAGGCACGAACGUCACCCGAAACGAAAAGAAGGGCGAUGUUGCACAUUGCGAAGGAAGACAGCUGUCGUAUCGUUUUCAGCUGAUUUUUGUGUACGAGUAUACAACCAGUGAUUGAAGCAAUUUGCGAGGCAGCGAGCAAGUUCGGGUGCUCCGAGAUAAGAUCGCGCAUCAUACGCUGGGAAGGGUCCACGAGUGGGAACGCGAGCUUGGCGACGGGCGAGAACAAAGGGAGAUGGUUCUGUGAGCGGAGCGGUGGUGGUGAGCCGUGACGUCACUCGGACGCGGACGCUCGGGCUCGGCCGAUGAGGCGGGCGCGCUGAGCUCGCGGCGCGGACGGCGAGGCUCGCGGGCCAGCCUGGCCUCCACUGACUCGGGGGACGAGGGCGCAGGCCAUCGGCCGCCGCGCAAACGCACCCGCAGGCUGUCGCCGCCGCAGCCGCAGCCCGCCGCGGCCGCCAUGCAUCAGCCGCCGCAGCCCAACGGCGCGCCGCCGCUGCACCUCAACGGCGAUGCGGCGCGCAACGGCGAGCUGCCCUCCGGCCUGCGCAUGACCCAAACGGACCAGGAGAUCGUGCGCCUCAUAGGACAGCACUUGCUCUCGGUCGGUCUCGAGCGCAGCGCCUCGGCGGUGAUGGAGGAGUCCGGGCUGCACCUGGAGCACCCCGCGGCGGCGCAGUUCCGCGCGCACGUGCUGGCCGGCGACUGGUCCAAGGCCGACCACGACCUGCGCGCGCUGCACGAGCUGCUGCGCGACUCGGCCGCCGUGGCGCCGCGCGACCUGGCCGAGAUGAAGUUCGUGGUGCUGGAGCAGAAGUACCUGGAGCACCUGGAGGCGGGGCGCGUGCUGGACGCGCUGCACGUGCUGCGCAACGAGCUGACGCCGCUGCAGCACGACACGCCGCGCGUGCACCGCCUGUCGGCGCUGAUGAUGUGCGCCGAGCCGCACGAGCUGCAGACGCGCGCGCGCUGGCCAGGCGCGGGCCCGCUGAGCCGCCAGCUGGUGCUGCAGCGCGUGCAGGCCGUGCUGCCGCCGGCGCUGAUGAUGGCGCCGGGCCGGCUGCGCGCGCUGCUGGCGCAGGCCGCGGCGCAGCAGGCGGCGCGCUGCCGCUUCCACGCCGCGCCGCGCCCGCCGCCGCUGCCCGGCGCGCCCGCGCCCAUCCCCUUCUCGCUGCUGGCCGACCACCACUGCUCGUCCGACCACUUCCCCAUCCACCCGCUGCAGGUGCUCAACGAGCACUGCGACGAGGUGUGGUACUGCAAGUGGUCGCCCGACGGCUCCAAGCUGGCUUCCGGCUCCAAGGACAACACCGUCAUGAUUUGGGACUUCGACCCGCAGGCCAAGCGGCUCUCCUUCAGGAAAUCACUGGAGGGCCACUCGUACGGGGUGUCGUACCUGGCGUGGAGCCCCGACGGGCGCUACCUCAUCGCCGCCGGCCCUGAGGACUGCCCCGACCUCUGGAUCUGGAACAUGGAGACGGAGCAGCUGCACCUGAAGAUGACGCACUCGCAGGAGGACUCGCUGACGGCCGUGUCGUGGUUCGCGUCGUCCGACAAGUUCGUGUGCGGCGGCGCCCGCGGGCAGUUCUACCAGUGCAACCUGGAGGGCGAGCUGCUGCACAGCUGGGACGGCGUGCGCGUGAACGCGCUGGCCUGCCGCGGCGAGGGGCUGGUGGCGCUGGCGGCCGACACGCACCACCGCGUGCGCCAGUACGACUUCGCCGAGCCCAAGGCCGACCGCAACCUGCUGCAGGAGGAGCACGCCGUGAUGGCCAUGUGCCUGGACGCCGCCGACUCGCUGCUGCUGCUGAACGUGGCCAACCAGGGCGUGCACCUGUGGGACGUGCGGGCGCGCGCGCUGGUGCGGCGCUUCCGCGGCCUGUCGCAGGGCCACUUCACCAUCCACGCCUGCUUCGGCGGCGCGCACCACGACUUCGUGGCCUCGGGCAGCGAGGACAACAAGCUGUACAUCUGGCACAUGGAGGGCGAGGAGCCCGUGGCCGUGGUGGCGGGCCACACGCGCUGCGUCAACGCCGUGGCCUGGAACCCCGUGCACCACGACGUGCUGGCCACGGCCUCGGACGACAACUCCGUGCGCCUGUGGGGGCCCAAGAGCCACGCGCCCUAGCGGCUCCCCGCCCCCGGGUCGUCGACAGGGUCGCCUCGUUUCUGACUUUCCGUUUCGUUUUUGCGAGUAGCGUUUCCGAUUAGAGUCCGCCGUCCGUCCGUCCGGUUCGUUCGUCCGCCGUAUGCGCAGACGGUUGCUUCGAACGAACCUCCAUGAAUUUGAAUUAAUUAGAACGUUCACUUUCGGUUAUUUCGUAACUCUUUACGAUUCGUGUCACAAAUGUUCACAUUAUUAAACGCCACUCGUAUUCGACGAUGCGUCAACGCGACGCCGACGUCGGAGUCGUCCGGUCGCCGACCGACGACGGCGACGCCGACGAACGCUUCCGUGGAAUAUAGUACAGCUGCACUAGCAGAGUCGUACGUUACAAAGGUGUGCCGGAACUUGAAAACAAACGAGAAAUUGAAAACAUUUAGUGUAGUAGGAAAAGACUUCUUUGAAAGCUGUGAUUUUUUUUUAUAUAAUGCACGUAAUCAUUGUCGUACUUUACUAAUCAUAUCGUAUUUUUUUUGCAACCUUUGAAUUUUAUUUUAACUUCGUAUUCUGGUCGACCGACCUUUCAGUUGAUGACCCGCUGCGGUCAUCGCACUCUGUGGUACGUGACGUGCGAGAACAUACGCCCAGCUAAGUUUCGGUUUUCUGUCUUACUUUUUAAAGUAAUUUUUAAAUUAACAAGGUAAUUUCUGUCUCACUUUUGUAUCUACGACUGACUAAUACUGGUUUGCACCUACAUUGCUUUUCAAAGACUGACGGCCGGUACGCGUCUGGUACCUUAUAUACUUACUGAAAAGGUAAGUGCAAUAAGUAUUUGUAAGUUGAGAAAUCAGUGCCGUACUACGGUAACAAAAUGGAACGGCGAGCACGAGUGCCGCGACACGCGACACGCGACCGGCAAGGCGUUAUUUUUACUAGUGAGAAAUUUAAUAUAAUUAUGACUUCGACUGAAACGACACGUCGCGUCGCGCUCAGCGCCUUGUUUCAUAAACAACUAGACUAGACAAUUGUGGUCCAGUUCAGGAGCCUUACCACGAAUUCUUAUUACAGUUCAGUACAGGCUCGUAACGAGAAAAAAGCGUGAUGGUGAUAUACACUUCAUGUAGCGCUGUCUCACAACGAUUCAUUUUAGGUCCUAAACUGAAUCCUAAUAAGAGUACAUGGUAAGGCCCCAGUUCUCACGCGAUUCGUCACGACUUCGUUUCGAUGCGGGUUGGCUUUUUCUGUAGCCGAUUGUGUGCUAUACGAAGAGUGCCAUUGUCGAGUGCAAAAUAAUCGGAACUAGCAAAAUUUUGGGAGCAUGGCGUUUGGCGGCGGCGCUCGAUGUGACCUAUUCUUUAGUAUUACACUAGCUGUACAGGGUUCUGCAUUCUUCCUAUCGCGAGUGACUGGCUCGGCCCGACGGGGCUUCGAAUUGAUUGCGGUCUCAUUUGACGCGAAAUUAUGUCUCAACCUUUCAACGUUCGCUUUGAUCGAUCUCCUUUGCGAGUAUUUUCGGUAGUUUACAAGGCACUUUUUGGAAAACGAUUUAAAUACCCAUUGUAGAUGUACCAGAAUCGCUUAGCUCUUAAGGCAUGGCUAGUGGAAAAGUGGUACAUUCAUAUUAGCAACACGGGCGUUAUUGGAAUAAGUAAACUUUUAACAUCAACUAUUAUAUUUUUCGGCAUGUCAAUUUGGGUCUCGGUUUUGAAUAAAAAAAGUAUCAGUAGAAAUUACGUCGCUGUGCAGUCAGAUGAACCGGUUCGUGAAAGAUUUGCUAGUAAAUGUUAUUUAAAAUUUUGAUUCUGGUAAACCUGUGCUGUUCUACCAUGUUGGAUGAAAUAAAAUAUUAAAUCGCAGUUACCGGUCAAAGCGGAGAUGCCAAAUUGAGAUUUCUGCUAUAAAAUUGUACAAGACCUGCAACACUUAAAUUGCCCACAGUUGAGAUCGCAGAAAGGCGUUGAUGUACUCAUGCAAAUGUGCGAGAGAUACUGUGCGUAGUGUAGAUACAUAUGAAAUACGUGUGUCUGGGGAGUUACAAAUGUGGAGGUAGGAAGUUAACUUGGGUGCAGAGUCUUGCACAUGUGAAUGAUUGUAGCGGGAAAAGAAAGUCAAGUUGUGGGAUUUCUAUUGAACGACUCUGCAACCGGUUUUCAAGACCACUUCCCACAGGUAACGGUGUGUCAUGAAAGUUGAAAGGGAGAUUAAAAUUGGACUGUAAAGUUCCAAGUUCAUUUUCUACAUUGUAAAAAUCAGAUCGUGUGAGUAAGGUUAGAUAAGGGAUAUCGAUAUCGGAAUUGAUUCGGGGGUUUUUGGGUACUGAAGAAGUAGUUAUAACUCUAUCGACCAAAUAUGCUGCCUCAUUUAGAUCUCGCGUUUCGGGUGCCGAAUUUUUGUCGUCGGAUGCAACUUUCUGUGCCAAUAAAUCAUGUUGGAAUGGCAAAGAUGGCUGACUUGUGUUCUAAGUGUAACCUGCAUAGUUGUUGUCGCAUUGUCUUUAACGAUUGAAAUAUAUUUAAUCCACACGCAUUUCAAAAAAAAAUGACCCGUAUAAAAAUGAGUUUUUAAACUCUGUUUCCGUAGAAUGUAAGCAGUCGUUACACUCGAACGGCAAGUCUGGCCUUCAAUAGCUGCCGGUAUCGGGGUAUAGUAUGAAACGCGAGUGAUCGAACGCAAUAACAAUUAGCAUGUAUCGCUUUGUCGACUCUUAUUGUUAAAACGUAACGUACUCUAAAGAUUAUUUAUCAGUAAGUUAAGGACGGGCGAGAGGAUCACACGCGCAUCGCGCUUGACCCGCGGGCGUGCCUCUCGUGCUCAACACGUACGUAGAGUUCGAUGACGUCACCAUUCGACGGGCAAAGACACCAGCACCGGCAGUAGCGCGCUAUUCGGAUCUACGUAGCAUUAUUCUUAUUAAGGCUCUUUCAUUAACUUAAUUAAGGCUUACUUAUAGCGACAGAUAUAUUUUGUAGCGGAGACCGCUCUCGGCUCUAUUUUUGUACCGACCACUGAGUCUCACAGAGUCUCCAGCCGCCGAGGGCACCGUCGAGGGGCACCGCCUCGGCAGUGACGAUGAUGACAGAACAUAGCACUAACUGUACUCAAUACAUUAUAAUGACAAAUUUUGUAUUAGUCGCGGGCUCCGGGGCCACCACAGGUGCGCUAUAUGCGGUUUUGUAAGCAUUUUCUUUUCGAGGUUUUAUUGUAUUUUUAGAUGUAGUAGGACUUGUGUAGAUUUUCUACCUCGCACAAAUUCACUGGACGCUUCUGUGUCUGCUCCUGCCGAUAUCGGCCGCUGCCGAAUUACAAUUUUGUUAUAAAAAUCAGUUUUAAGCCUUAUAAUGUUACACGGAAAUUAAACCAAUUUUGAGAAUAUUAGUUUGUAUUUAGUUAACAAGGGUAUUGUCGACGCGAAUUUAGCUUCCCGAAGUGAAAUUAACAAAUCGG
Molecule: messenger RNA, 5701 nt
Organism: Hyposmocoma kahamanoa
Lineage: Eukaryota; Metazoa; Arthropoda; Insecta; Lepidoptera; Cosmopterigidae
Product: WD repeat-containing protein 26
Exons: 5
Coding region: 614-2281 (555 amino acids)
Biological process (GO): proteasome-mediated ubiquitin-dependent protein catabolic process
Cellular component (GO): GID complex
Molecular function (GO): protein binding
Source: RefSeq, a predicted model, not a curated record